Penicillium arizonense is the source of this 2013-nucleotide messenger RNA. Its product is annotated as acetate--CoA ligase. Gene Ontology annotation, molecular function: acetyl-CoA synthetase activity; AMP binding. The transcript is spliced from 6 exons. Lineage: Eukaryota; Fungi; Ascomycota; Eurotiomycetes; Eurotiales; Aspergillaceae. The record is from RefSeq and is a predicted model, not a curated record. Gene Ontology annotation, cellular component: cytosol. Bases 1 to 2013 code for a protein of 670 amino acids.
AUGUCGGACGGCCCAGUUGCGCCGCCCAAGCCUGCCGUGGUGCUCGAGGCCCACGAGGUCGACACCUUCCACGUGCCCAAGGCAUUCCACGAGAAGCACCCUACCGGAACCCACAUCAAGGACAUGGCCGAGUACCAAAAGCUCUACGAUGAAUCGAUUAAGAGUCCCGACACUUUCUGGGCCCGCAUGGCCCGCGAACUCCUCACCUUCGACAGGGACUUUGAGACCACACACCACGGCUCUUUCGAAAAUGGCGACAACGCCUGGUUCGUCGAGGGUCGUCUGAACGCCUCCUACAACUGCGUGGACCGCCACGCUCUUAAGAACCCCGACAAGGUGGCCAUCAUCUACGAGGCCGACGAGCCCAAUGAGGGCCGCACGAUCACAUACGGUGAGCUCAUGCGCGAGGUCUCCCGCGUCGCGUGGACUCUCAAGGAGCGCGGUGUCAAGAAGGGUGACACCGUCGGAAUCUACCUCCCCAUGAUUCCCGAGGCCGUCAUUGCGUUCCUUGCCUGUUCGCGUAUCGGCGCUGUGCACUCCGUUGUCUUCGCCGGUUUCUCCUCAGACUCUCUCCGUGACCGUGUCCUCGACGCUUCCUCCAAGGUAGUCAUCACCUCUGACGAGGGUAAGCGCGGUGGUAAGGUCAUUGGCACAAAGCGCAUCGUCGACGAGGCCAUGAAGCAGUGCCCUGACGUCACAACGGUUCUCGUCUACAAGCGCACUGGCGCCGAGGUCCCCUGGACCCCGGGCCGUGAUAUCUGGUGGCACGAGGAGGUCGAGAAGUACCCCAACUAUCUCGCCCCCGAGCCCGUCAACUCCGAGGAUCCUCUGUUCCUUCUCUACACCUCUGGCUCCACCGGCAAGCCCAAGGGUGUUAUGCACACCACUGCUGGCUACCUCCUCGGUGCCGCGAUGACCGGAAAAUACGUGUUCGAUAUCCACGACGAUGACCGCUACUUCUGCGGUGGUGAUGUCGGUUGGAUUACCGGACACACUUACGUUGUUUAUGCUCCUCUUCUUUUGGGUUGCGCCACUGUGGUGUUUGAAAGUACCCCCGCGUACCCUAACUUCUCCCGCUACUGGGAUGUCAUCGACAAGUACGAUGUCACCCAGUUCUACGUUGCCCCUACUGCCCUGCGUCUGCUGAAGCGCGCUGGUGGUGAGCACAUCCACCACAAGAUGAAGAGCCUGCGUGUUCUUGGUUCCGUCGGAGAGCCCAUUGCCGCAGAGGUCUGGAAGUGGUACUUCGAGGCCGUCGGAAAGGAAGAAGCUCACGUUUGCGACACAUACUGGCAAACCGAGACCGGUUCAAACGUUAUCACUCCUCUUGGUGGUAUCACCCCCACCAAGCCCGGUAGUGCUUCGUUGCCCUUCUUCGGUAUCGAGCCCGCCAUUAUUGAUCCUGUCUCCGGAGAGGAGAUCCUUGGCAAUGAUGUUGAGGGUGUCCUUGCCUUCAAGCAGCCGUGGCCCAGUAUGGCCCGCACUGUGUGGGGAGCCCACAAGCGUUACAUGGACACUUACCUGAAUGUCUACAAGGGUUACUACUUCACCGGAGAUGGUGCUGGUCGUGACCACGACGGCUACUACUGGAUCCGUGGCCGUGUCGAUGAUGUUGUCAACGUUUCCGGCCAUCGUCUGUCCACCGCCGAGAUUGAGGCUGCCCUCCUCGAGCACCCCAUGGUUGCCGAGGCUGCAGUUGUCGGUAUCGCCGAUGAGCUGACCGGCCAGGCCGUCAACGCCUUCGUUGCCCUCAAGGAUGGCAACGAGACAAAUGACCAGGUUCGCAAGGACCUGUCCAUGCAAGUCCGCAAGUCCAUUGGACCCUUCGCUGCCCCCAAGGCCGUCUUCGUUGUGGAAGACCUCCCCAAGACCCGCAGCGGUAAGAUCAUGCGCCGUAUUUUGCGCAAGAUUCUCAGUGGUGAGGAGGACAGUCUCGGUGAUACCUCGACGCUCUCUGACCCCAGUGUCGUGGACACAAUUAUCGCCACAGUCCACGCCGCCCGCCAGAAGUAA